This is a messenger RNA of Entamoeba histolytica HM-1:IMSS, 1281 nucleotides long. Its product is annotated as CXXC-rich protein. Bases 1 to 1281 code for a protein of 426 amino acids. Lineage: Eukaryota; Evosea; Mastigamoebida; Endamoebidae. The record is from RefSeq and is a predicted model, not a curated record. The transcript is spliced from 2 exons.
AUGAGUCAAUUCAUUAUGUUAUUUUUUUUGUUGGUGGUAAUAAAUGCAGAAACAUGUCCUGAGAGCCUUUCAACUUGUUCUUCUUGUUCAAAAGACUCAGACGAAAAUUAUGUCUGUAGUGAUUGUUUUUAUGACUGUAUUCUUAUUAAUGGCUCUUGUAUAAUCCCUGAAAGAGGAAAUGAAAAAUGCAGAUGUCCUAGUUAUUCUACAGUUGUUGGUGGUGUGUGUGUUUGCAAUAACAACAGAUAUUAUGAUUCUGAAAAAGGUACUUGUCAAAAGUGUACUACCAAUAACCCUCAAUGUAGUUCUUGUAAUGAGACUAAUGGUGAAUGUAUGUCUUGUAACAAUCCAUAUGUAUUAGAUGAAAAAACAAAACAGUGUAUGAGUGCAUGUCCUGAUAUUCCUCAUUGUUUAGAAUGUUCAUCAAAUAAUUGUACUAUAUGUGAAAAUAAAUACGAACCAAAAGACAAUGGUGCUUCAUGUGGGUGUGCUUCCCCUUAUACUGAAGUCUCAGGAAAAUGCGUAAAAUGUUCUUCAGCUUAUAGCCAUUGUUUAGACGGAAAUUGUGAUGAUACAAAAUGCUUAAAAUGUGAUGAAGAAAAUGGUUUUAAGAUGAAUGAGAGGAAUGAGUGUGUUUGUUCACCAUCAACUGGUUACAACCCCAUGCUUGGCAAGUGCCAACCUUGUAGAGGUGAUUGUGAUACUUGUACUGAGAAUUAUGCUGUAUGUGAAGGAAGUUGUAGAGGAAAUGCAUCAAUCUCAAAUAAUUGUGGGUGUGUUGGAAGUACUUAUCAUUGCAAUGAACAUGACUGUUGUGAGUGUUCAAUUCUUCAUAGUCAUUGUUUGUAUUGUGAUACUACUGUUUGCAAUCAAUGUGAUCCAGAAUAUGUUCUUGAAAAUGGAGUAUGCAAAGAAUGUCAGGAAGUAUUUACUAUGUGUUCUUAUUGUAGGAAUGGCAAGUGUGAGGAAUGUGUUGAUGGGUAUUAUAAGAGUGAAGGAUCAUGUAAUAAAUGUGCUGAUCAUUGUCUUAGUUGUAAUGAAACUAAUUGUGACUUAUGUCAAGUUGGUUAUUAUGUAAAUGGUAAUAAAUGCAGUCCUUGUUUACCUCAUUGUAUGAGUUGUCAAAAUGAAAGUUUCUGUGACUUAUGUGAAGAUUCAUAUGAAUGGUAUACUCUUAAAAAUGAAUGUGUUUUAGGAGGUGAUGAUGAUGAUCCUUCUAAUGGAUCAAAAGAAUCAAUUGUUUCUAUUGGUUUGAUGAUAGUAGCAUUUUUAUUCAUUUAA